This is a messenger RNA of Fusarium proliferatum ET1, 360 nucleotides long. RefSeq lists its product as uncharacterized. The transcript has 3 exons. The record is from RefSeq and is a predicted model, not a curated record. Lineage: Eukaryota; Fungi; Ascomycota; Sordariomycetes; Hypocreales; Nectriaceae. Bases 1 to 360 code for a protein of 119 amino acids.
AUGGAUGUAGACGUAUGGCUUGAUAAGUUCUAUACAGCAGAUGCCACAAUCCAAUACGCGAACAGCCCGGCGCGCUCCGUUAUUGAUGCUAGACAAAUGUUCAAAGCUAUAUGGGCCAAGUUCGAUGGAUUAAAACAUGAUAUUGUCCAUGUUGAUUAUGUGAGCCCCUGCAUCUAUCAUCGUUGUGAUGUUCGGUAUCUUGUCAAGGGAGACGAUCCCAAAACGCAAGAAAUCAAGGUUCCAGCGUUCGCUACGAUGUUGAUGAAGAGGGACGAUGAUGGAAGCUUAAAGUCGUAUAAGAUGGAGGUUUUCAUAGAUCCCUCGCCUGUAUUUGCACGCAUUUCCGAGAAAGGUCUAUGA